AUGGUUGAAGCUCAAAAGUACAGAAUAGAACAGGAGAUGACAAACUUGGUUAAUGAAUUAGACAGAAGUUAUUUAAGAAAAAUGCAGGGCGAUAUGCACAGAUGUGCAGCUAAAUGUUGUGACGAUCAACAGACUUCACUUGAAAGAGUACAUGGAUGCAUUGAAAAUUGUACAAUUUCCCUUAACCAAGCCAAUAAUUAUGUACAGGGUGAGAUCAAUCACUUCCAGAACAGAUUACAGCGCUGUGUUAUGGACUGUAAUGAUUCAGCUAGGGAUAGAUUAGGACCAGAUCCUAGCCAAGAAACUGUUGAUAAAUGUACCAUAGAAUUUGAGAAAUGUGCAGUCAAAUGUGUGGACAAGCACAUGGCACUGAUCCCAAAUAUGAUGAAAACCAUGAAGUCUGUACUAGCGAGUGGUAAACCACCUCCAGUGAAGAACAACUAG
Messenger RNA from Parnassius mnemosyne (clouded apollo), 444 nucleotides. The record is from the annotation of a GenBank genome assembly. NCBI's taxonomy places the organism in Eukaryota, Metazoa, Arthropoda, Insecta, Lepidoptera, Papilionidae.